Hymenoscyphus albidus is the source of this 1754-nucleotide messenger RNA. The record is from the annotation of a GenBank genome assembly. Lineage: Eukaryota; Fungi; Ascomycota; Leotiomycetes; Helotiales; Helotiaceae.
CUUGUCGCAAACACCAUCUCUCAUUCAAAAACAAUAGUGAACACCAUUCGACACACUAUCCCAUUAAUCCAUUUCAACCCCUUCUUCAUUGAUAACAUUGAAUUACGAUCGAUAUAAAAUAUCAACAACUCCAACGAUACAAUGGCAGACAAUCCAGAAACUGUCGCAAAUCCCAUUGACAUGGAACCAGCCGUCGCGCAAUCUGAAGAUGCGUCGUCCGCAACAGAGGCAUUCAAUUCCGCCAAAGUGUCAUUAGCAGAUCUUUGCGCCAAGGCAACCGCGCAAUAUGCGCACAAGAACUAUGAGGAAGCAUCGGAUUUGUUCUCCCAAGCUUCGGAGUUGCAGGCUGAGCUAAAUGGCGAGAUGUCCCCCGAGAAUGCUGAGAUCUUGUUUCUUUAUGGCAGAUCAGUUUUCAAAGUCGGUCAGAGCAAGAGUGAUGUUCUAGGUGGUAGAGCGUCGGGAGAGAAGAAGAAGGACAAGAAACCAGCUGCGAAGCCAAAGACUGAGAAACCAAAGGAGGAGGAGAAGACCAAGAGCGAGCUGGUUGCCGAGGAAGGUGUCGCUGUUAUUGCAGACCAAGCAAGUGGCGCAAAGGAUGAAAUUGAGAAGAAGAAACCAUUGUUCCAAUUUACUGGCGAUGAGAACUUUGAGGGUUCUGACGAUGAGGAUGCUGAGGUAUGUACUUGCUCCACUGCUUAUCAUCACAUAUUCUUACCGUUGGCUAGGGCGAUGACGCGGAAGGAGACGAGGAAGAGGAAGAAGAUGAUCUCGCAGCCGCCUUUCAAAUUUUGGAUCUCGCUCGAGUUUUGUUCACCAAGAAAUUAGAGGCACCAGAAGAUGGCGAGGGAAAGGGAAAGGAAGUCGGAGAUUCAUCAAUGACAAAACAUGUCAAGGAGAGACUGGCAGAUACCCACGACCUUUUGGCGGAGAUUUCUCUCGAGAACGAGAGGUGAAUUGGCCAAUUGAUUGGGCUUUGAAUAUCGCUAAUAUCUAUAGAUUCCCUGCUGCAGUUUCUGAUUUCCGAGUUUCGUUAGUAUACAAGAAGGAGUUGUACCCUGAGGAAUCCGAAGUCAUGGCCGAAGGUCACUACAAACUCGCCCUUGCAUUGGAAUUUGCUUCAUCUACAACCGAAAAGCCUGAGGGCGAAGAUGGCAAAUCAACGGAGAACGACACCGAAGUCGAGGAUGGUCAAGCUCUUAGAGAAGAGGCAAUCAAGGAGAUGCAGGCUGCAAUUGACAUCACGAAUGCCAAGUUACAAGCCAAAGAAGUCGAACUUGCCUCUUGCUCAUCCCCUGAUGACAAUGUGAUUACUCGGGCACAAAUUGCCGAUGUUAAGGAAAUGGUCGCUCAAUUGGAGGUCAAAGUAAGCUCUCUCUCUCUCUCUCUCUCUGUACCACAUAAUUUCAAAAGUUAACAUUGUAUUUCAGCUCAGUGAAUUGAAAGCACCAGCCGUAGAUGUCGACGGGAUCAAAGAAACCCUAGGUAUGGGGGGUGGCAACGCAAUGGGUGGAGUCCUUGGUGCAGCUAUAGGAGAAUCUCCCGCCCAAGCAGCCACCAGAAUCGAGGAAGCCAAGAAAACAGCCACAGAUCUGACUGGUCUCGUUCGUCGAAAGAAGGGUGAAAAGACGGCAGAAGCUACACCAGAGCCUGUCGCAACUACAACCAAUGGCACAAAUGGAAAGCGCAAGGCGGAGGAAGAAGUUGAGGAGAGUGAGAAUAAGAAAGCCAAGGUUGAGACUGCAGUUGAGGCUUAA